GGAAACACUAAAAGAAACAAAAAAGCUAUUAGAAAUUAUUGUUACAACUCCUAUGUCAACUUUUCUUCGUAAUACUAUGACCCAGGAUCGCCUUACAGCGUUGUCGAUGCUGUCCAUUGAAAAGGAAUUUAUUUCGACCAUGGAAAAUUUCAACGGGAAGGUGAUCGACAAAUUUGCUGCCAAGAAGGAGCGCAGGAUCGAACUGACAUAUAAAAAAUAGGUAAGUUCGGAUCUGCAGAACACCUGUUUUAUUUUGCCACGAGCCACGAACCGCCACUUUAGUAAAGUAUAACGUAAUAUCUAAUUUUUUAAUCACCAUGUAUUGUACAGCUAUAGAGGAAAAGACGUCCCCCUAAAAAUCAAAAUUGA
This is a messenger RNA of Acanthoscelides obtectus, 369 nucleotides long. NCBI's taxonomy places the organism in Eukaryota, Metazoa, Arthropoda, Insecta, Coleoptera, Chrysomelidae. The record is from the annotation of a GenBank genome assembly.